GUGUACGUAGCCAAUUUUAUGCUCUAUGGUCUCAACGAACUAAUUUUUUUGUUGUUUUUAUUUUCGUUGGGGGUCGGGGGAUGAAAAAGUUUUAAAAGUUUGGAUUUAUGUGGUUAGACUGAAAUUACUUUUUAUUGAAAUUCUUGUUUCAAAAUGCCCGAAAGUCCUUCGAAAUCUACAUACCAAUGGCGAAAUCCUGCUGAAGUAUUGAAGCUCCAGCAACUCAAAAUAAAAAAACGAAAUUUACAAAAAAGAAUAAAUAAAUCUAACAUCAAACCAGUUACAAGUGAUGAGAAAAACCCAUUCGAAAAUGUAUUAUCAAAUCAAAAACGAAAGAAUCCCUUUGCCAAAGAAGAAAGCUGCAAAAAGAGUAAGACCGAUUCUUCCCUCGGUUUGGAAGAAUCAAGUGAUGGAACACUCUUUAAAUUAAUUCAUGGUUCUACUUCAUCAAUCACCAAUGGUAAACCAAAACUGAUCUCCUUUGAUAAUAUUCUGAAUAAAUUAAGUUGUCCAGAGGAGACUGUUGAAGUUGUGAAGGCUCAUGGUGAAAAAUGGUUACCCAUAGAUUGGACUCUGAAAACAAAGUUAAGGUUGUUAUCUUUCAAACCUUUUCCUUGGAACCAAAAACUGAAGUUGAGUGAAGAAGCUUCAGGUAUUACCGGUUUCACCCGAUGUCUAGGAGCUAAUAGUAAUACUUAUUUGGACACAUCACCAAAUGCAAAAUUCCAUCAGUGCUGUUUGUUUUGGCAACAACCUUCUUUACCCUGGGUUAAACUAUUCCCUAGAAGUACAAAUAAAUCCUCAGGAGGUGGGAUCAGUUUAGCUAGCAGUGCUGAAGUACGUGACGGAUUACAGAGUGCUUGGUUUGAUGGUUUACGUUCUCUAUUUCAACUCAUCAGAACACGACAAUGUCCGUACUUCUAUGUUUGUGCAAAUAACUUCACGGUAUUGUUCAGAGCUGCUGGAAUAUCUGGAUAUAGUGAUGUACAUGCACUUAUCAGUCCUACUACAAGAGGUCUUAGACGAUUGCUCAAAGCCGAAGAUAUUGAAUAUCAAAUGCCUCUUAAAAAGAAAAGGAUGUCGGAUCAAGGCUAUGACACAAUGGAUACUACAUGUGACACAACUCAAGAUUCUGAACAGGUUAUUGUAGAUGACGACGAUGAUGAUGAUGGUGCGAAUGACGACAUUUGGCUGAAAAACAUGGGAAUAAAUUCGGACGAUAUCAAACAGAUUAAAUACACACAGCAAAAAAUUGUGCUUAAAGCAGAAUGUGAAGUAGACAAUAGCGAGCAGAGUCUAGUAUUGAUAGAGGGUUCAGAAGUACAUUCUUUUUACAACUUCCUCUUGAAUUGUAAGAGUGCAGUGUCAAUCAGUGGUUCAUUAGCAGGAGUCCCACCUACACUGUUAGCCCCUGUUGCAUUCAAUGGGGCUACUUUGAAUGCAUUAAAAGUGAGGGAGAACAAAGUAAAAGUUGACGAUUUGAGUUACUAUUCCAUAGAAUUAUGUGGACCUAUUUUGCCCUCAACCAUACAUAAUAUUUUCAGCAUUCAUCCACCUGAAUACGAUAUGACUGCGACCUUUCAUAAUUUAGCAUCUACAUCAGCCUUCAGUAAAACAGAACCAAAUGAUAAAAGUAAAGUGAAAGACGGAAUUGUUUUCGUCAAAGAAAAUUUGUCAGAUUGUGGCUUGAAUGACACGGUUUUAGAAAAGUUUUGUGCAGUGGAUUCUAAAAAUAUUGCAAAUGUAGAGUGUAUUAAGUAUGACAGUGAUAAUAAAACAUACACUUGGACUUAAACUGGGUUUUUAGUCAAAAUGAUUGCGUUUAAUUUUAAAUGCCAUGCAUCUUAUAGUGUGUAAAUAUUAAUUAUUGUAAUUUAUUUAUUGAAGUAAAUAUAUUAUUUUUUUAAA
Messenger RNA from Harmonia axyridis, 1908 nucleotides. RefSeq names its product protein downstream neighbor of son homolog. Gene Ontology annotation, cellular component: nucleus. The coding region runs from base 154 to 1794 and encodes 546 amino acids. Gene Ontology annotation, biological process: nuclear DNA replication. The transcript is spliced from 2 exons. Lineage: Eukaryota; Metazoa; Arthropoda; Insecta; Coleoptera; Coccinellidae. The record is from RefSeq and is a predicted model, not a curated record.